Messenger RNA from Alosa sapidissima (American shad), 1320 nucleotides. RefSeq names its product multicilin. The transcript is spliced from 5 exons. The record is from RefSeq and is a predicted model, not a curated record. NCBI's taxonomy places the organism in Eukaryota, Metazoa, Chordata, Actinopteri, Clupeiformes, Clupeidae. Gene Ontology annotation, cellular component: nucleus. Bases 298 to 1302 code for a protein of 334 amino acids. Gene Ontology annotation, biological process: negative regulation of cell cycle; negative regulation of DNA replication.
AAGAGGACGUGGAGUGGUAGCAAUGCAGGCUGCCAGGCUCCCUCCAACGUGGAAGUGAAGUGGCGCUUAAAACGUCCGCGAGAAAUCCACUGGCGCUACUGAGCGCGCGGGGAGUCAAGGCACGCGACGCCAAACUUCAUACCUGACAACAACUGCCAAGUCGUAACCUGGUCGUAACCCUAUGGUCAUAACCCCGCGUAGCUUACUCAUUCACGCCCUCCAGCUCCAGUACAUCUCGCUGCAGCCUGCGGGAAGGCAGCAUCAUUCCACUGCACAGAUUUCACCACACAGACCGCAAUGCAUACUUGCCUCUAUACACACGUGCCUUCUUAUGAUACCAACCCUCAGCGAGACAAUGAAACAAUCGUCGAUUCCUUUGAAAACGAUGCCAUUCUUGAAUUCAUCACAGAACAUACCAAGUGGAUACCUAGGAUCUCGAUGGAUGCAUCAGAUGUUAUCAGUCUGGAUGUUGCUGUGCAGCCAACAGACCUUGUUGAUAGCCUGGAACUGAACAGACAGUUACACACUACUUUGCAAAGGAAACAGGAUGAGAUAUCUGCACUGAGGGAGAAGAAUUCACAAUUAAAAGAGCUGGCCAGGCAGGCAGAGCAUCUGGCUCAUCUACUACAUACCAUGACACCAUCAACAGGAGCAACCAAACAAGCCGCUGCAUGCUCACUGUCAUCAUAUGGGUUGGGUUACUCAUCAACUGAGCAGCAUUUACGCAGCUUGGAUAAGUGGGUGUGCACCGCAGCAUAUGACUCACAGGACACAGAGGUCUCAUCAGCGCCGACACAGACAGACCAGACACCUGAAUGCCUAAAACCUGGACCUGCAAGCCCACGCACUGGAGUGAAAAGAUGUCUGUGGCCCAGUCAGGAUGAUUCUGGAUCAGCCGGCGAACAUUCCAGCUCCGCAGAAGAUGCAGUAGUGUUUCAGAGGGAUGCCAAGCGGAGGAAAGAUGACCAAGAGCUACUCCAAGCUCAGCUGCAGCAGUAUCUUGAGGAUAUUGAAUGGGACCUCCAGCAGGAAGAUUCAGUAGUGAGCCAAGAAGACCAGACAGAGGGACAAAAAUCCGACCCGAUCAAUAUUUGCGGAAGUUUCCAAGGGCUCCAAAUAGUGAGAACCACUCUGUCAACUGACACGGACUCAUCAGAACGGGGAGAGCCUGUGUGCUUUAAGACCUCAAUCAGAGAACACAGCACCAUCAGGACCCGUGUGUUCCCUUACGGAACGAGCUUCACGUCUCCCACACCAACAGGUGGCUACAGGUUCCUCUGGAUACCCACAGAAAAAUCAUGAAAGGAUAAAUAAAAAUCA